Molecule: messenger RNA, 1781 nt
Organism: Frankliniella occidentalis (western flower thrips)
Lineage: Eukaryota; Metazoa; Arthropoda; Insecta; Thysanoptera; Thripidae
Product: calpain-A
Exons: 11
Coding region: 72-1583 (503 amino acids)
Biological process (GO): proteolysis
Cellular component (GO): cytoplasm
Molecular function (GO): calcium-dependent cysteine-type endopeptidase activity
Source: RefSeq, a predicted model, not a curated record
GGCCGCUGGGGCUGCUGCGGGCGAGGGGCCCCGGCGGCCGCGGCGACCAGGGCGGCCCGCGCCGGCUGUCCAUGCGCCCGCACUCGCUGGAGACCCGCAUCCUGCAGGUCGACCAGGUGGACACGGUGGUGUUGGAACCGCCGGGCGGCGUGGAGCCCGAGGCCCCCUUCGUGGACGGGCAGCUGGGCCUGGGGGACCUCUCGCCGACGGCGGUGACGCGGCUACCCCGGGGGUCCUUCUUCCAGGACGAGGACUUCCCCGCCUCCAGCGAGUCGCUCGGGUUCGCCGAGCCCCCCGAACUGCGCUGGCGCAGACCAGGGGAGCUGGGGGUGACGGGGCCGCUCUGGACGGGGGACACCAGCGGCCGCGUGCGCGCCGGGGACUUCCACGACCGUUGGCUGGCCGAGGCCUUCGCCAUCGUGGCGCAGAGGCCGCGCCUGCUGGACAAGGUGUUCGGCGAGCCCUCUCCGCCGGACCUCCGUGGCGUCGCCAGGGUGAGGCUGUGGCGCUUCGGCCGCUGGGAGACGGUGGUGGUGGACGACCGGCUGCCCACCCCGCACUGCAUCGGCACCGACGGCGACGCCGAGGUGUGGCCGGCCGUCCUCGAGAAGGCCUUCGCCAAGGUCCACGGCGGGUACGCCUUCCUCGCCGGCGGGGACGUGCUGCACGCGCUCGAGGACCUCACGGGCGGGGUGGCCCAACGCCUGCGGGUCCACUUCGAGCGGCCCCGGAGGGUCACGGAGGACGGCGAGGCGGAGGGCGCGGAGCCGGAGCCGAGGCCCCAGGAGAGGGAGUCGCUGUACACCCUGGUGUUCCGGCCGCUGGUGCAGGCCCUGAGGAUAGGGGCGCUCGUGUCGUGCUCGCCGAAGAGGGGCCAGCAGCAGGGCGAAAGUCUGGAUAUAUCCGUCAGCACCUUGACCGACACAAAGCUGACCAUAAGAGGACCGCAAGUGUGUGUCCAUGAUGAUUCAGGAAGUUCAGCACCCCGUUGGUUGGAUCUUGAGGACUUUGUAAAGACUUACACCAAUAUCAUAGUGACUACACUCAGUACAGGAUCAGAUAAGUUACAGGUACAAGAAGUCUUUGGGUUCUGGGAGGCAGGCAUCAAUGCAGGAGGAAGCAGAAACAACUUAGAAAAAUUCGCAAUCAAUCCUCAAUAUUCACUCACAAUAAAUCAGCCAGAAAAAAAUGAAGACAAUAGGGACUUUGGACGCUGCUCUUUGCUCUUGGCUCUCAUGCAAGAGCACCGUAAAAGUAAUAAGGACAACAAGCCCCCUGUCUUACCUAUAGCUUGUUUUAUAUACAAAGCUGAUGUUCCUGAGGAACGGCUAAGCGCAGAGUAUUUUCUCUGCGUACCUGAAGAGGUUGCUACUGGGCCUUUCAGAAACAAGAGGGAGGUUGCCCACCAGGCUGAGCUAGAACCAGGCAACUACAUUGUUAUCCCCGCAGCAUGGUCGGCACUGCAUCAGGGAGGAUUUCUCCUCAGAAUAAUCACACUAAGGAAAAUAAAAUUAACCGCUCUUACACCAUACCAGCCAAUGUGUGCAAUGCUCCCAACAUGGGUGCCGGCAACAGAAAUUUAAGCAACAGUAACGUACCAGCAUAUCUUUUUUUGAUUGAAUAAGUGGAGAAUCAAAGCAAAGACAAAGACAGGGUAUAUAAAUUUUACAUCUAUAUUAUGUCCACCAUAACUGCCAAAUUAGCUUUAGGUGUUCUAUUUUGUAGAACUUUUUAUUAGAUAGAAAUCAAUAAAUUGGGAAAUAAAAAAUAUGUGCAGACCA